Molecule: messenger RNA, 2075 nt
Organism: Esox lucius (northern pike)
Lineage: Eukaryota; Metazoa; Chordata; Actinopteri; Esociformes; Esocidae
Exons: 9
Coding region: 316-1131 (271 amino acids)
Source: RefSeq, a predicted model, not a curated record
GAUGGAAAGACAGUUGAACGGAAAUCAGUAAAUACGGUUGUCAUCGAGUCUGGAGCAAAUCAUAUCGGCGUGCUGCAGACUCUUGAUGACCUACCUCGUGGAAUUACAGACUCUUGAUGACCUACCUCGUGGAAUUACAGACUCUUGAUGACCUCCCUUGUGGAAUUAUAGACUCUUGAUGACCUACCUUGUGGAAUUACAGACACCUGAUCACCUACCUUGUACAAAUACAGACACUUCAUCACCUGCCUUGUGGAAUUACAGACAGCAACAAGAGACUGCUGUUAGAGGGCUAAAACGUGUGUGUGUCUUUGUAUGGUAUGUACCAUGACAUCAUCAGAUCCCAGCAAACUCUUCAUCCUCGUCAUCCUUGUCAUCAUCAUCUGUCUCCCAGACAUUCUGAGACCCAGAGUAACCUUCCACUGUAUCACCUUUGACCCCUGCGGGCAUCAGGAAGUGACAACACAGUGUGACCCCAAGCACACUCCUCUAGACCAGAAGCCUGUCUGCACUGGUAACACUAGUAAUCCUGGUAACCCUGGUGACCCCAGGGAAAAUAUUUCCAGUUCCAAACUGACAUGGUUACUGUGUGACACGGAGACAAACCUGUCUGGUCUCCAUGGCAACACCCCGAUGUCAGGACUCAGCGUGAAGGCCUUGGUGGUGUGGGACAAGAGGAACAUGACCGUCACUCUGCAUAGCCGGAGGAUGGAGGAAGACAACACAGAGGGAAGGGAAAAGAGGGACGAGGAAGAGCAAGGCAGGAUCUACUGCUGUCUUCAGAACCGCCUCCCUUCCACACCCACCAAUCACAGUUCAUGUCUCAUUCAUGUCUACACCCAAGGAAACAACCACAAUGUGACAUCUGAUGUGCACACAUCAAACAGUGUUGACGACAUGUGUGUGCUGGUGUUGGCUGUGUUUAUGUUGUCCUCACUGACUGUGGUCUACAUGAAGACACAAUGCUGCAGAAAGGAGCGCAGUGUGGUCCAGACUAAGGAUGUCCGUCCAAACCAGGUGGUGGUCGGUGUCUCCCCUCAACUCUCCCAAGGGCUCCUGAGUAGAUACAGAACCUCACCGUGGACAAACCAGUUGUCCCCCAUCCCAGAAGAAACCAUGAGAGGAGACUGAAUUUGGCUCUGCAUGGUUACUAUGCCCUCUACCUCCGUCCCUACCACGUCACCCCUCCCUCUAGCCCUCUACCUCCGUCCCUACCACGUCACCCCUCCCUCUAGCCCUCUACCUCCGUCCCUACCACGUCACCCCUCCCUCUAGCCCUCUACCUCCGUCCCUACCACGUCACCCUUCCCUCUAGCCCUCUACCUCCGCCCUACCACGUCACCCCUCCCUAACCCUCUACCUCCACCCUACCACGUCACCCCUCCCUCUAGCCCUCUACCUCCGCCCUACCACGUCACCCCUCCCUAACCCUCUACCUCCGCCCUACCACCUCACCCCUCCCUCUAGCCCUCUACCUCCGCCCUACCACGUCACCCCACCCUAACCCUCUACCUCCACCCUACCACGUCACCCCUCCCUUUAGCCCUCUACCUCCGCCCUACCACGUCACCCCUCCCUAGCCCUCUACCUCCGCCCUACCACGUCACCCCUCCCUAACCCUCUACCUCCACCCUACCACGUCACCCCUCCCUAACCCUCUACCUCCACCCUACCACGUCACCCCUCCCUCUAGCCCUCUACCUCCACCCUACCACGUCACCCCUCCCUAACCCUCUACCUCCACCCUACCACGUCACCCCUCCCUCUAGCCCUCUACCUCCACCCUACCACGUCACCCCUCCCUAACCCUCUACCUCCACCCUACCACGUCACCCCUCCCUCUAGCCCUCUACCUCCACCCUACCACGUCACCCCUCCCUAGCCCUCUACCUCCGCCCUACCACGUCACCCCUCCCUAACCCUCUACCUCCACCCUACCACGUCACCCCUCCCUAGCCCUCUACCUUGUCGCUCCCAAAUAUGUCAGAGGACAAAGAAGAAAGGGAGAGAAGACAAGAAUUUCCAGAUUGUGAAAAAUGAUGUUAUUGUUUUAAUGGAUGAGACGGUGGAGUCUG